This is a messenger RNA of Chelonus insularis, 2231 nucleotides long. RefSeq names its product Succinyl-CoA:3-ketoacid CoA transferase (gene SCOT). The coding region runs from base 471 to 2099 and encodes 542 amino acids. NCBI's taxonomy places the organism in Eukaryota, Metazoa, Arthropoda, Insecta, Hymenoptera, Braconidae. Gene Ontology annotation, molecular function: succinyl-CoA:3-oxo-acid CoA-transferase activity. Gene Ontology annotation, cellular component: mitochondrion. Gene Ontology annotation, biological process: ketone body catabolic process. The record is from RefSeq and is a predicted model, not a curated record. The transcript has 8 exons.
CUUGUUGAUAAAGAGUUUCUUACACUUUUCAUAAACGAAAUGUACCACCAAUAUAAGGGAUAUUAUUGGCAUUUGUUUCUUAAUUAAUCAACUCAAAUACUUGUUUACAAUUGAUUUCAUACAAUAUACAGAAUAAUAAAAGCACACACUAACAACACGUAAAAUUUAACCGUGAAUAUUAAGUACAUAUCAAUAAUAUAAACUGAUACAAAUUGCAAAAUUAUUAUCAAAACUCGUGAGUUAUUCAAUACAGCAGUAGAAAUGUAAGAGUAGUUGAUGAGUAGUGGUAUUCAUGUAUAUAGCAGUGUUACAUAUAUGUAUGUAGAUGUAUAUAUAUAUAUGUGUAGGAAGGGUAUACGCCGCUGUAGCAAUCGGUCUGUGUUAUUUAUCACUCAUCAAUCAGUUAAGAAGAGAAUUAUUAUAGCAGAAUUUAGGAAAAAUUAAAUUAAAUUUCAUUUUAUUCAAUAAUAAUGGUGUUGUCCAUCAUGAAAUAUGGAAAUAUAUUCAUUAAAAUUGCUGCCGGUUGCAGACCUUCACGACAUAAUUUGCAAAUUAACAAGAUAUAUGCAGUUAAUUUUUCAAUAAAAUCUGAUUUACCUCAAGAAGAAGAAAAUACUUCAAAAUUACCACCACCAGUUGGAACUGAAGGGAAAUAUUUCAAGUCUGUUGAUCAGGCAAUAUCGGAUAUUUCUGAUGGAGCAAAAUUAUUAGUGGGUGGUUUUGGACUUUGUGGGAUACCUGAAAAUUUAAUAAAUGCAGUUAGUAAAAAGGGAAUAAAAAAUCUAACAGUAGUUUCAAAUAAUGCUGGAGUCGAUGAUGCCGGUUUAGGAAUACUUUUAACUCGUAGACAAGUGAAACGUAUGAUUUCUUCGUAUGUUGGUGAAUGUAAUGAGUUUGAAAAACUUUAUCUUGGCGGUGAGCUUGAAUUAGAAUUAACGCCGCAGGGAACAUUAGCAGAACGAAUUCGAGCUGGAGGUGCUGGGAUCCCAGCAUUUUUUACACCUACAGGAUUCGGAACAAUUAUUCAAGAAGGAAAUGUUGUUAUUAAAUAUGAUAACAAAGGAAAUGCAGCCAUAUCUGGUGAACCAAAGCCUUCUCAAAUGUUUAAUGGAAGAAAUUAUGUUAUGGAGACUGCUAUUACUGGAGACUUUGCAUUAAUUAAGGCAUGGAAAGCUGAUAAAGCUGGAAAUUUAAUAUUUCGAAAAUCAGCUAGAAACUUCAAUCCUACCAUGUGUAAAGCAGCUAAAAUUACCAUUGUAGAAGCAGAAGAAGUUGUUGAUAUUGGACAAUUAAAUCCAGAUGAGAUUCAUGUACCCGGCAUUUAUGUAGAUCGUGUAUUAAAAGGACGAAAUUAUGAAAAACGAAUCGAAAAAAUUAAAACUUAUCAGUCAAUGCAAACAACUAAGUCAACACCAGCUAGUAAAGCUAGAGAUAGAAUUAUUAGACGAGCAGCCCUAGAGUUUAAAGACGGAAUGUAUGCUAAUUUGGGAAUCGGUAUCCCGAUGCUAGCUGCUAAUUAUAUUAAAAAAGAUAUGAAUGUAACUAUUCAGUCUGAGAAUGGAAUUUUGGGACUUGGACCUUAUCCACAUGAAAAUGAAGUAGAUGCUGAUUUAAUUACUGCUGGAAAAGAAUCAACUACUGUUGUACCGGGUGCUUCUUUUUUUAGCAGUGAUGAAAGUUUCGCUAUGAUUCGAGGUGGUCACAUAGAUUUAUCGAUUCUCGGAGGUAUGCAAGUAUCUAAAUAUGGUGAUUUAGCUAACUGGAUGAUCCCCGGGUCAAUGGUAAAAGGUAUGGGUGGGGCAAUGGACUUAGUUUCUGCUGCAAAUACAAGAGUAGUUGUGACGAUGGAACAUAAAGCUCGAGAUGGUAAUCCAAAAAUUGUAGAAAAUUGUACUCUACCUUUGACAGGUCAACAAUGUGUUGAUUUAAUCAUCACGGAUCUAGCUGUUUUUGAAGUUAAUCAUGAAGAAGGUUUACGAUUAAUUGAAUUAGCUCCUAACAUUGAUAUCAGUGAAGUAGUUAGUUCAACCGGCUGUGAAUUUUCUGUGGCUGAUGAUCUUAAAGUAAUGGAACAAAUUUCGUUGGAUGAUGAAAGUUGAAUUUUAUAAGCCUUAACUUUUGCGGGAAGUGGAAGAAGAUAAAGAAUACUGUUUAAAAUUACGAGACCAAGAGCGAAAGCUAAAGAGAUAAGCAAAUUUAAAUCAACAUUUAAUACUUGCGAUAUAUUUUCC